AUGGCCUUUUCAUUGCGGUCUAGAUAUAAAAGACCUGCUCAAUUAACAGAUGCCGAUUACGAUCACGAAAUCGAAUUGGUGGAUCAUACAGACCCAAAUGCGAGUCGGGGUGGGAGUCGGUCGAGGAGUAGGCAGGCCAAGAUUGACGAUUUACCGGCGAUAAUCGUAACGGAUUCAUCUUCCAGGGAUCGAGUUGAUGAGCCAUCGAGGAGAAAGAGAUCGCUAAGGGCAGAGUUGACUAGGAGGAAAUGGAAGAAAUACAGGGAUGCGCAUGUUGCUGCCGAUGAAAUUGAGAGCAGUCCUGUUAGAAUAAGUUCGGUGCUAGCCCUGCCUCCAGAAAAUGGAAAUACUCCCGAUGAUGAAGGCAGCCGAGGCCGAAGUCGAAGUCGAAAAAGAACAAAAGCUCAACAGGAACAGGAUAAAUUACCUUUUGAGAUUGAUAUUUUGUAUGAGAAUGAACGGGGCUUGGUUCUAUGCGGAGCGCAUAUGUUUUCUAGUAAAGCUUUGGGGAAUCUAGAUCCGGCGCCUUGGACCAAGAUUACGGGGAAGCCGAGCCUGACGGAUCCCUCGAAUUCUCAAGUACCGGAUCCAAGUUGGGAAUGGGCUUGGCCGGAGUGGAUUAUCAAUCAUGAUGAUGGGGUCGAUGAUGAAGGAUGGGAAUAUUCUUUCGCAUUUUCCAAGAUGUUUUCAUGGCAUAAUGCUAAAUGGUAUAACUCAUUUGUUCGGAGGAGAGUAUGGAUUCGAAAGCGAGUCAAGAAGAGAUUCAUUCCUCGACAUGCUCAUAUGCUUAAUGAAGAUUAUUUUACCAUACAUCCACCACGUAGCAGAAGCCGCGGGACAAGUCUCUCCGGUGCCGCCGCUCUAGAUGGAGAUGGACGAAGUCGGUACAGUUCAGCAGUCUAUAGCCGCAAUUACGAAACAGAAUGGAAGAUCGAUGACAUUAGUGAUAUUGCAACCCUGAUGAAAGUCCUCAGAAUCUGUCGUAUCGAUAGGGAGAAGAUGGAAGCGGUGGAAAGUUUUAUUAAGCAUGGUGGUGAGGAACUGCAUUAUUUGACGAAACCGGAACAGAUGCAUGAGGUUAUGAAUAAUUUUAUCUUUCAGGCGAGUAGACGUGUUUUGUUGGGGAGACUGAUGAAGGAGUAUGAGGAAAUUAGCCGAGCGGCUGAGGAGGGAAAAGAAGGAAAAGAAAAUGUGAAAAGCAAACGAGGCUCGGAUGAGACGAAGGAUAAGAAUGUCGGUAUAAAACGAAAACAACGGGCAAAGCUUCUAGAAGCAGCAGUCAAAGCUGCAGAUGAAGAAGUCAAGAGAUUGGAAUAUUGGAGUGACGUUCGACAUAUGGCGGAGAAAGGGGAGACGAUGGGAGCGGUGGAUGAUAGAAAAGGAUGGGAGGGCAAUUGGGAGGGCUUGGACAGCAGUGGACCCAAGGACUUUAAAUUUGAUGGGAAAAUUAUGGGAGGGGAAGAGGGAGGGGAAGAGGGAGGCGGAAUUGGAGGGAAAGAAAAUGGGAAUAAGAGUGGGAAGACUGAUGGGGAUGGUAAUGGUAAAAAGAUUAAUAAGGGAAAGGGCCGCGCUUUGGAGUAA
Molecule: messenger RNA, 1581 nt
Organism: Sclerotinia sclerotiorum 1980 UF-70
Lineage: Eukaryota; Fungi; Ascomycota; Leotiomycetes; Helotiales; Sclerotiniaceae
Exons: 4
Coding region: 1-1581 (526 amino acids)
Cellular component (GO): membrane
Source: RefSeq, a predicted model, not a curated record